AUGUCCGGGGACACAGGUGGUUCAGCCAUCCAGAGUUCGCGAGGCCUCGGUGGGGUAGACGUGCUGUACCCCCGGGGCGGCAUAACCCCUGUGCAGGAGAAACAGAUGAUCACCUGCCUGGAGAACAACAUCCAUAUGUUUGCAGGUUAGAGAGGGCCAGUAUGAGGGGGCAUCUUAAUAGUGUAAAGUGGCUUCCUCUCCUUGCCCUUUCUUUGAUAGAGUGAGAGAUGAUGGAAAUGUCCAAGCCAUAUCAUGGGAAAAUGUAGUCGUUUAAGCCCUCCAAUAAUAAUUACCUCACCUUAUGAUAACACAACCCUUGUUUUUCUCCCCUGCAACCAUAGCGGAUGGCAGUUCUGAUGACAUCGACAUGCCCAUCCGUCGUCUGUUUUCAGACCAGAAGCUGGUGAAACAACACAGCCUGAUGAGUCUCAACUCAGUCAACAGGUCUCCUGUAAUGAUGCAGUUGGCACACUUCCUCUAUGCCUAACUGCAUUUGAGCGGGCUGAAGCAGGCAGAGACAAGGGCACCUCUACUCGUCUUGGAGAUGAUAGUGCACACAGGAAGGGCCGGUGAGAAGUGUGACCAUGCAACAGUUUUUUAUUUGAUUUGUUUGAUGAUUAAAGAUAUAUUUAUAUUUUACCAUAUUCCUUAGCUCGCAUUACUUAUUUAGGCCUUUGGGAAGAACAUUCCUAAAGGAACCUAAGCCAUUUGAGAGUAUUGGAAGAUAGCUCAUGUUUUUCUCAGAUUUUCCUUAAUCUCUCCUCUCUUCAUUCUUUGUCCGUCUCUCUGUCCUCUCUCUCAGCCGGCUGCAUUGUGAAAUAGAUGGGGAUACCGCUGCGCCUCGUUGCCAUGAUGAACGCUAAUGACAUGGUGCACAAGGAUGGUGCAGAGUGGCAACUUUUCCAUGGCAACCAAUGUCAUGCAGACCUUGGCCCAGGCUAUAGACAUUCAGGUGCUGUGCAUGAUGGCUCGCCACUUUAUUUAAGGUUUAAGAAGUGUGUGUAUACUGUGGCUAACACUGUACUCUCUCCCCAGCACCCCUAUAACAUGGAGUGUGUGUUCUGGCUGCUAUCUGGUAGCGAUGGAGCCCUGUUAAAGGGCAUGUGGGAGGAGUUUCUGCACUCUCACAGACACACUGCCUGACGCUCUACACAAACACGUAGAUAGGUGCCUAGUACCAUUGGUUGUUUAAUGUUCUCUCUCAAAUCACCACCCAUACUUAUGCUCUCUCUCUCACCCCCCCUUCCCUCCUCUCUCUGUCUCCAGUUUUCCCAAAUCCUCACAGCAGGUGCAGUAAGAGAUGAGGGGAUAGUGGAGACCAUGCAGACAUGCUGGAAGGAGAACCAGUAUCUACUGUGUCCUCCCACUGCAGGGGUCAGACAUGAAGAAAUUAGGCUUAUGGAUGUGCAGUGAUAAUUCAGAUGACACUGUUAACAGGCAUUUGCCAUUGAUUAUCAGGAAUCACUAACACUUAUUGACCUAUCAGUUUGCUCGGUUGGUACUAAUUGUUUCAUAAAGUGGAAAAUAUACCACUUACUGCUAAUACCAGCAAUACUAUACCCACAGUUAGAUUUUUGAUUUGUACUAUUUUCUACAUUGUAGAAUAAUAGUAAAGACAUCAAAACUAUGAAAUAACACAUAUGGAAUCAUGUAGUAACCAACUAAGUUAAACAAAUCAAAAUAUACUUUAUAUUUGAGAUUCUUCAAAUAACCACCCUUUGCCUUGAUGACAGCUUUGCACAUGAUUCCAGAUGUGUUAUUUCAUAGUUUUGAUGUCUUCACUAUUAAUCUACAAUGUAGAAAAUAGUACAAAUAAAGAAAAACCCUUGAAUGAGUAGCUGUUCUAAAACUUUUUACCAGUAGUGUAUAAUUCACAAAAGUAAGGCACUGGGCCUUUACUAAUAUUAGCGGACCGAUAUAGACUUCUGUAGCCUGGGCCCCCCAAAUAGUUCAGCAUCUCCCGCUUUGGCAAAAAGGUAGUUGUAUAAUUAAGAACAGUAUCUUGCAGGAUUAAAUAGUUGGAAUUGUAGGAGUUGUUGCCCUGUCUCUUUCUCAGUGAUUGUCAUUCUAAUGGAAUCCAGAAAGAACAACACCCUGUCCUUAAACAUUUACCUCAAAAGGUACGAAGUUAUGGGCAAAGACACAAAACAUCCACAUGAAAUUAAAUAUUUAUCUUGAUCAAAUAACUUGGAAAACAACCACUUUUUGUGCAGUAUUAUUUUACCAUCCUUACAAACCACUUAAUGUAAAUGUAUAUUACUGUAUUGUACAUUGGCUGGUCAUCUAGGUUCGUACCUGUAGACUUUCCAUCACCAUAAAGAAAAACAAUGCACAAUACGGUAGUUGAGUAUAUUGACACAUCAAGUGGUUUGUGAUGAUGUGGCUCAGUUUGUAGAGCAUGGCACUUGCAAUGCUAGGGUUGUGGGUUCGAUUCCCACGGAGGACCAGUACAAAAAAGUAUGAAAAUGUAUGUACUCACAACUGUACGUUGCUCUGGGUAAGUGUGUCUACUAAAAUGGAAAAGGAAUGAAUAGACCAUUUCAGUUUUCACAUAGAAAUAAGUUGCAUUUACAAAAUAUUUCAAGAAAGUAUUUUUAUAUUCCACAACUAUUAUCAAAUUAACUGUUUUGUACAGAUAUUUAUCAGACCCCAGUUAUAAAUGCUGGUAAACACUCCAAUACAUUUGGUUUACAUCUUUUUACAAAAGUAGUGCACUGGGCCUUUACUAGUUCUGUAUUAGCAGACCGAUAUAGACGUCUUCAGUGCGGGCAAAAAAUGUUUUGCAUCCCCCCCACCUUCGGCAACAAAAUCGCAGCACCCCCACCCCCAAACUACUUUCCGUGGCUAUGGCGUUGCAGUUCUUGACACAAACCAGUGCGCCGGGCACCUACUACCAUACCCCGUUCGAAGGCACUUUAAUCUUUUGUUUUGCCCAUUCACCCUCUGAAUGGCACACACACAAUCCAUGUCUCUAUGGUCUCAAGGCUUAAAAAUCAAAAGGUUUGGAGGCAAUAAUGUGUGCAGCAGUAAUUACAGUAUAUGAUUAGAACUGAGCUAUGAUUUAGGUUUUUAUUCCCAUCACUACAUGUAGGAGACAGUGUGGUGGUUGGUGUGCAUGAAAUUGCCUGUGGUGGUAGUGUGCAUGAAAUUGCCUGUCCGUAGGUUUAUAUGGGUCGCAUGGGUUUCUCUCACACUUGAUUAGAAAGCUGUCUGUUAGCCUUUUUUGUCUUGUAAUGUGCCCGAGUGUGUACUUUCUUAUCAGGGCUGGCUCUGUAUUGUAUGGCUAUGGAUAAAACCUUUUACAGCCAACGCUGCUGACCUAUUGUGCUCUCAGGCGGCUGAGAGGGUCUGGUAAAGAUGAUGUCAGAGGUUGAAUGACUCCGAUCUGGUCAUGCCAGUGUUGCCAACUCCUCAGUAAGGAAAGUAGCUAUUGGCUGUCCUAAAAGUCGCUAGAAGUCGCUAAAUGACGCCAUCACAUAACUUGCAUAAUUGGCCAUGUGCAUGUAAUUGUGAUGGACGCUGUAAGAGAGGAAUAACGUCGUGGGAAAGACAAAAAGUGAGUAAAAAAAACACCCUACAGCUAGCGGCGGCUUCCCGCAUGCGCGAUUCAUUUGCAGUCAGGACGCGGAGGGGUGAACAUCUGCUCUGACUGCAUUUGGGAGGGACUGCUGCGCGAGGACUGUGCCGGCUUUUUUGAAAAUGUGUCGCUAGAGGGUUCGAAAACUCGCUAAAUAAGUUGGCAACAUUGGAGCAUGCAUGGUAAGGUAACACAAACAAAGUACACACAUACUGUAAACACAAACUCCUCCAUACUGCUUACAUAUUUCAGCAACAUCUCGUGGUAAAUUUUUGUGUUUGUGUUUGGGUAUUGGAAAGACUUGUAAUCCGAGAUGACUUGCAACAGUAACCACGUUUCCAUCCAACCAUUUCAUGUAGAUGAAUUACCUUACGCAUAAAAAAAAGUCACUAACAGGCUAAUGGAAACAUGAAAUGCCGGUACAAUUUCAUAAAUUAGUUUGUUCGACAUGGUGGGAUCUUUUUGCAAAGUCAGUAAAAUUAAUAAUGCGAGAAAUGACGGUGGAAACGCCUUUAUGCGCAAAUAUUGAUAUAAUAACCAUCAUAUCGAAGUAAACUUGGAGUCAAGACUAUUAUAUGUUGUGUGGUCCUCCCACUACGACACGGGAAACCAUGCAGUUUAUUAGGCUACAGAUGAAAUAAAUGAUGAUGAACUUCACAGGGUGGUGAAUAUGCAAUGUGAUGAGCUUGAUGCACCUUUCCAAUAAAUAUCGAGGGUGUUAUUUUGGUGACGAAAAAAAUUAUGAUGAACUUCACAGGGUGGUGAAUGUGCAAUGUGAUGAGCUUGAUGCACCUUUCCAAUAAAUAUCGAGGGUCUUAUUCUGGUGACAUGAUGAUCGAUGCUUGGCUGCCGUUUGACAAAUUCAAAUAAUAUCGCUCUUAUCCAUAAUAAUCUCAUAAUGUAGGUAGCCUACCUGCACCGUAUCUGUGAGCUAUUGGCUAGAGUGCAUGUGCCAAGACCAGAGGGGGCACUUUUGCAAUAUAACGCAACAGUUUCUGUGACAAAACCAUCAGUACUUGAAAAUGCGAUGGCAACCCAUUAAACCUGUAUUUUUCAUUCGGUAAAUAGGAAUGUAAUGGCAAAAGUUAUUUUUGUGUGCACCACAUCAUUACGCACAGCCUGUUAUCAACAAAAAGUCUGCUUGAUGGAAAAAUCUCUGGUGGGAAAAUGUGCGUAUUGUUUUAUGCAGAUUUGAGAAUAUUCGCAUAAAAAUCGGUCACAAAUUGGAUGGAACCUAGCUCUCGACUAACCUGACAGUUGUUUUUGUACAGUAAUUUUUAUUUGACUCUUGAAGCACAAGCGAUUACACAAGCAGUUACAAGCAAAAACGAAUUCUUUACGUCUAUAUCUGUCUUCUGUACAAAAUGUAUGUACAUAGCUAUGCCUCUGACAUUGAGACGUUACAGAUUUUUUACACUGUUUUUCAACUCAGGACUGCCCCUGAAUACCUGUAGAGGCUGUUUUAUUGGUGGACUCUGUGGGGAGGGGUGUGGCUAAUCAUGUGUAGAAGCUUCAUCAGCAGAUCGUGGCCAUGGCUACUGCUCACUGAUUGGCUUAUGUAUUCGGCUUCAUCCUUCUCGAAACAGGAUUGGUCAAUACUACAACCCUCUAAAAGAGAAAAUACAAAAAUAGACAAUCUGUCACACAACUGUAAUAUAAAACUGAAUCCAUAUGAACUCACAACAAGUAAUACAUUUAAUUAUUACAUUAUUACCAUUGGCUAAUGGCUACACAUCACCACAUGUAUUCUUAAACUCUUAAGUGAUCUUGGAACAAAUAGUUUGGUAGCUGACAAUGACAAAGUAUUCAAUACCACAAGAGCUUGGCACAUGCUAUUAACAAUUAAAUAGUCUUCUGAAAUUGCCACAACCAGCAAUCCAGAGAAAAACAAACCCUACUGCAUGCAAGGCGUUUUGCUCCUUUGCAGAAUCAGUCAGUAUGAACAGAAACAUUUGCUAUACAGGAAAACAGGAGUAUAGUCUUUGUCUUACCCACGUCACAGCAGACCCCGGGUGCAGCACACCGUCCCUCCUCAGAGCCACACACUCUUCCUCCGGCCUCACAGGGGGAGGGCAGGUAAUUCUCCUCCACACAACCAGCUGCCUCUGGGGAGCCCACGUAGCAGCCCAUCCCCUCCCCACAGCAGAUAUUAGGGCCAAAGCAGCGGCCCCUGUCCCCGGGGCCACAUGACAUGCACUGGAAAGAUAAUAGGAAGCAGAAAGUUACAUUGUUGUUAUAGAUAAAAGUGAUAUAUUUAUAUAACAUUUUAUUUUUUUCAUAACGGUACAAUAUUUAUUUAUUUAUUUAACCAUUAUUUAACCAGGUAAGCCAGUUGAGAACAAGUUCUCAUUUACAACUGCGACCUGGCCAAGAUAAAGCAAAGCAGUGCGAUAAAAACAACAACACAGAGUUACAUAUGGGGUAAACAAAACAUAAAGUCAAAAAUACAACAGAAAAUAUAUAUACAGUGUGUGCAAAUGUAGUAAGUUAUUGGGGUGUAGUGAGAUACCCAAUGGGCUUGACAAAACGUAUACUAAAAACUUGAAAAUCAAUCAAUUUUAUUGAAAUAGCAUGGGCGACUGAGGAAAAACAAAUUGGUACAAUUUAAGGCCAAGUGACAAACAAUAAUGCAGGCACUACUGAGCAUGCGGGUCUGGGCAGAUUAGUCAUUGUGUGUCUGUAAUUUGUUGUUUGUAUAAGUGUGUUUUUGGAGUGUAAAAAAAAGCUAAGAUGCAAGCCUAUAUGGCAGCCAGGAAUCUAAGUCUAUAACAGACAUACAGUAACAAUAGACAAUAACAAAGUGGAACUGAUUAGAUUUUUACUUGGUACCUUUCUGGAUGGGAAGUCUAGUGCUGAUCUCUUGCCUCCUAUGGGGCAGUUGGAGAUGUAGCAGGCAGUGCAUACAGAUAGCAGGAACAGCAGACAGAGGGCGGACACUGGGGCGCCAAUCAUAGCCACUGAGAAAGAAGGAAACAUUUAAGUUUGACUAAAGUUGACGCUACUUGUCUCAGGAUAGAGAUAAGAUGAUAGUUCCUGCAAAGUCUGUUACAAAAACAUGUCCUGCAAAUUUUUUAAUUUAUUUUUUAGAUUAAGUAUUUUUAAGAUUGUCAGAGAAAAUACAGACACUGUAUGAUAUAUAGAAGACACACUCACUGUGUUGAGGUUGAGGCUUUGGUGAGGAUGAUCUGCGAAUUUGUCGAUGAUUGAUGGUUGAUCUUGGUAGAGGUUGAAUGUCUUUGUUCAUGGUCCUUGCCAUGAAAAGGUACCCUUUUAUACCUAUUGCUCUGUCUCUUUAGGAUGUGACAUGGCCUCAAAACCACCAAUUAAGUCCAAUCAAACUGUUAUUCCACUGGUAUUAAUUAUGUGACCUGAUUAGUAAAGGGAAUUGACAUUGAGAUGGACAAGAAAAGGGCAUAUCAGGUGUGACCAUGCAUAAGAGGUAUGGGGGGUCUGGUUAGUCUUACUUUACACUGAUCUGAGUUCAGCUUUCCAUAGUUCUAUGCAGUGUUGUGUUUGAGACCACCUAAAGCGAGACGGAUUCAAGACCGGAGCAAAUCGAGUCGGAGUCAAGACCAAAACCGGAAGGGGGGUGAGACGAGUCAAGACUGAGACCGGACGUGGGACAAGGGGUCUGAGACCGAGUCAAGACUGAGACCAGAAAAAUGCGAGUCCAAUUCAAGACCAUGAUUGUAAUUUUGUCAAAUCGUCACCAUAAUAAGAGUUCAAUAUGUCCAGUAUUUCUGUGUUUAUAUUUCAGUAGAACAUAUGGAUUCUUUAGACAUUCAGAAUGGUGAGAAAAUGCAUGCUGAGGGCAAAUAGAGCCACUCUACAAAUUAUUACUAACCCAAAAACAGUGGGGAACAAUGAGGGCCUUCUACACCUUCAGAGAAGGGCUAAGAAAUAAUAACUAUAACAAUUCAAAUUAUUAUUUUCAAUUAUGUUCUAAUUUAAUAUUUUUGUUGAAACGGAAAGGGUUAACACUGAAGAGAAAAAAAGAUCCAAUCAGGAUUUUUGGGGAGAUACAUUUAGCUAGCUAAAUCAGCCAUUGGCUAGGCCAUCAGAAACAAGAUAGAAGGCAUCUGCCAUUGAACUGUAUUAGGGCAAAAUGUUGGAGUGACAGUGGAAUCAACCAAUCACAUUUUGGCUCUUAAUGGGUGGGACCAUUUUUACUGCAGUGGGCUAAAUUAGGGUCACACAGAGUGAUUAUUGGUAGUCUUAAACAAAUCUACUUUGAAACAAAAGUAUACACCUCACACACAUGGUUAUGGGCUUAAAAAAGGACACCUGUACCAUGUCAGAUAUAGAGUUGAAAUGUAUUCAAUUUUUAGUUUGCAUCGUAAUUUUACACUUUAUAUACAUCAGAGAAGACUGAAAUAUAACAAAACUGUUUGACAUAGAAACACUGGAUUUUCGUCUGUUUAAAAAAAAAAAAGAAUCUUUAUGAAAUUCUGAAAAAUAUUAAUAACAUUCCACCCAUGAGACCAAAGAGGGCGCUUUUGAUCAUUGAAUGCAGGAAAGGGUUGUGAGUGGAACUGUGUUUUUUGUAAUAAUAAUGUUUUAUUUUUUUUGUUUUUCCUCAAUCUGAUUAGGUGGGCCUGGCAGGGCCUGGCUCCCCAGUGGGUGGGCCUAUGUCCAACCAGGCCCACUCAACUGCCUAUGAUGACAAUGUCCUCCCAGGCCCACUCAACUGCCCAUGAUGACUGAAAUGCACGUCACAAAUAAGUCUACUAACCAAGACUACGGACCAAACUUUUUCAAUACCUGGUUUGCAUACCCAUUGUUGCCUUAGUUAGCAUUUACUGGUAUAUAUAAAUUGAAACGUCUUUCCUACCUACUGGCUACGGAUGACAUUCUUCUGUGCGCUGCUCCAUGCCAAAACCAGUUGAGAGCUUCGCGCUCUUGCUGCCUGCAGAUGAUAUUCCGCUGAAAGUAGGCUAUGUGUGAAUAUAUUUCACGUGUCUUGCGAUUGUGUAGUUUACUUUGUGCAUGAGUUCACUAUUGUACUACAUAAUUGAUAAAUCGUAUACCUCCACUACACUACUUUGAUACGCAUCAGUGGGGAUUAAAAAGUGAGUAUACGCAAUGCACACUGAAAAAAAAGUUGCUAUACGGUGUAUACCUGCAUAUAGCCUACACUACACCACUGGCCCCUUUGUGUUUUACAAAAAGUGCACUUUCCUACAUGAGUGCGCUUGUAUUACCGUUGCUGUCCUCACGAACUUGUCACACACAGAAGGCCUAGAGGUCCAAUAGGUUCGCCACUGCGCAAACGUCUAUAAUAGAUAUACAGACUAUUCAGGUAUUAAUGUUUCAAGAAAGGAAUGUAUAUAUUUGGCCCGGUGAAGCGGUUUUAUGCGCUUGCUGAAUGGAAGCUGAUAAUGAUGAGUUUCUUACUCCUCUGGUCUCGGCUGGUCUCCGGAAGAAAUUACGAGUCCUCGCUGUCCGAGACCGAGUGAAGACCGAGUACAAAAUGUAUCCGACACCGAGACAAGACCGAGACACUCAUAAUGUGGUCUCGAGACCGGUCUUGAGUACUACAACAAUGGUUCUACAGUAGGUUAUGUUUAUACAUGUUAUGGGAUGAACAACAAGGGUAGGAGGGAAGGGGGAAUGGAAAGGGUAAAACAGGAGGGAGCUAUGACUUCAGAGCUGAUUUGUGUGUGUGUGUGUGUGUGUGUGUGUGUGUGUAUGACUUUACUCAGCCUGUAUGGGCUAUGUAACAACUAAUGUAAUAAGAGGAAAAGAGAACUUCAGAUAAAUUGAGAAAUGGCUCAAGGGAUGAUUAAAAGGUUCUCAUUGUCCUUAUUAAUAAUAAGAGCACGGUUGACCUUGACCUCACCAUGUGUUAAUCAUGUAUUUCUCAUUGUUUUAACCUGGACAGAUCCUAUGA
Messenger RNA from Coregonus sp. 'balchen', 9467 nucleotides. Lineage: Eukaryota; Metazoa; Chordata; Actinopteri; Salmoniformes; Salmonidae. The record is from the annotation of a GenBank genome assembly.